This is a messenger RNA of Galendromus occidentalis (western predatory mite), 1409 nucleotides long. Its product is annotated as zinc finger protein 287. NCBI's taxonomy places the organism in Eukaryota, Metazoa, Arthropoda, Arachnida, Mesostigmata, Phytoseiidae. Gene Ontology annotation, molecular function: DNA-binding transcription factor activity, RNA polymerase II-specific; RNA polymerase II cis-regulatory region sequence-specific DNA binding. Bases 36 to 1409 code for a protein of 457 amino acids. Gene Ontology annotation, cellular component: nucleus. The record is from RefSeq and is a predicted model, not a curated record. The transcript is spliced from 7 exons. Gene Ontology annotation, biological process: regulation of transcription by RNA polymerase II.
CGACGACGACGACGACAAGAGAGGAGUCUGUCUGUAUGGAAGAGCUGGCAGAUAUCGUUCGGGUGGCAGCUGAGGCCACGAAUAAGGAUACGGUGUCGUUCGAAAUCGGUCCCAACGAAAUACUCAAUGAGCUUGUGGUGCCUCCCGACUCAAGGCUUGGAGACAAAGAUCUCCUCGGACGAAGAAGACGCAGAGCGGCUCCCACCGAACGGAAUGUUGGAGAUCAUCAAUGCAGGGUUUGCCUCAAAAGAUUUCGUCAGCUUGGGCACCUGACCAAUCACUUGCGGCUCCAUACAGGUGAACGACCGUAUGAAUGUGAAUUCUGUCAUAAACGAUUCACUCAGACGGGGCAUCUGGUGUCGCACAUACGAUGUCACACGAAGACGAGACCCUACGAGUGCCAGUUUUGUCGGAAGAGGUUCACUCAGAGCGGUCAUCUGAGCAAUCACGAACGCUUGCAUCUUGGCGAGAAACCGUAUCAGUGCAAAGUAUGCUUCAAGAAUUUCACACAGAGUGGACAUCUGGUCAACCACAUGAGACUACACGACGGUCAGAAACCGUUCCAAUGUCCCAUGUGUUCGAAGAAGUUCACUCAGUCCGGUCAUCUUAGCAAUCACAUACGACAUCACGAAGGCGGAAAAGCGCACCAAUGUCACUUCUGUCACAAGAAGUUCACUCAGGCUGGCCAUUUGGUCGACCACAUCCGGACGCACACGAAUGAACGUCCUUACGAGUGUUCAAUCUGCGCCAAAAGCUUCUCACAAAACUCUCAUCUGACUGCUCAUAUGCGAACCCAUCGCAAUAUCGUGCUCGAGGAUCGCGGCCCGCCCCCGCCUCCGACCAGCGUUGGUUCUUCGCUACAAUCACUCAAUCAAGUCGCUGCGGUCACGGGCGUGCCGAUGUCGAGCUUCAUGGCGCCACCUCCAAUAUAUGCACCUCCGAAUGCCCCGAACCUUCUGCAGCUCACCACGGCCACGGCGGCCGCGAUGGCUGCAAUCCAGGCCGCCCGUCCUCUGAUUGUUCGUGUGAAGAGAGACGAGGAGAAUGGUCUGGUAGGGGCGUCGGCGAGCGCCAGUGACAUUUACGGGAACUCAACCGAUGUGCUCACGGAAGUCGAUCUCGAAGAAGACACGCAGCCGGGCGAAGUUGCCGAGGAUAUGCGGAUGAACCAGCCGUCGACGUCGAGAGCGUCCUCGGUGAAAUCCGCAGCAGGCUCAUCUUCAUCUGGUCUCGUGGAAGAAAAUAGCUCCAAAUUCGAAAUCGGCGAAGACGUCGCAUUCGUGGCUUCAGUGAUGCACUCGCAAGAAGUCGCUAGUCUCGGCGAGCUCGGAAAGAGCGCCGAUCCAGUCCGCUUAUUCUCGAUCCAAACCAUGAUUGAAGGAGAAGAAAUCGGCGGCCGCGAUUCAUGA